UGUUCAGGUGAUAUAUACAGGUACACAACAGGUAGGUUCUGCAAACCAGUCUCAAUCAUGACUCUCUCUGAGGAACAACAGAAUUUCAUCUUCCAAGAGGGAACUGUUUUACAACAGAUGCCUGGAAGAGGGAGAAAGCGAGCUCGGGAGUCGGAGGGGGAAAAUAAGGUCGCUAGUAAGAAACACAAAAUAACACACCCCUCCCACCCUGAUGUGACGGUUACGGGUGUCGUCCUGGCCUGUGGGGAAGGAGAUGUCGGCCAGCUUGGUCUUGGUCCUGAUGUCAUGGAAAAAAGUCGACCUGCUCUUGUCAACAUUGAAAAUCAGAAAAUAGUUUCAGCAGUAGCUGGGGGCAUGCACACUGUGUGUUUAACUAACAAAGGCGAGGUGUAUACCUUUGGGUGCAAUGAUGAGGGUGCUUUAGGGAGAAACACGUCAGAGGAGGGGUCUGAAACCCUCCCAGGCAAGGUGGAUUUCCUCGGUCGAGGGAUUCAGCUGUCUGCUGGGGACAGUCACUCAGCAGUACUGACAGAUGAAGGGAAGGUCUUUGCCUGGGGAAAUUUCAGAGAUGCUAAUGGUAAGAUAGGGCUGACACCAGAUGGCAUCAUGGAGAAGCCUAUAGAGAUGUUACCAGGGGAAACAGUCGUCAAGAUCGCCUCCGGUGGGGAUCAUCUACUGUGUCUGACAGAGAAGGGAGAAAUCUACUCCUGUGGGUGUGCUGAACAAGGACAGCUGGGAAGAGUGGCAGAGUGCUUUUCUGUGCGAGGAGGAAGGAAAGGUCUAGAUUAUAUAUUAAAACCAGGUGUUAUUAGAUGUUUGCGACAUAAAUCUAGGAAGCGAGUGUUAUUUGAUGAUGUGUUUUGUGGACAGUACAUGUCGUAUGCCCGAGAAAAGGAAACCGGAGCUAUAUAUGCCUGGGGUCUCAAUAAUUACUAUCAGCUAGGAACCAAUGACCUUGAAAACAGAUUCGUCCCCGAGUAUGUCACAUCUAUGUCGGAGAAUAUCAAAGUUAUGAUGGUCGAUGCUGGCCAACAUCAUGCCAUUUGUCUAGACACUGCCGGGAAGGUGUACACAGUCGGGAGAGGAGAAUAUGGCAGACUCGGACAUGGGGAUUCCAACGAGGAAAAGAGAGUCCCCGCUGUCCUUGACCUUCCCCCAUGUAAACAGGUGGCAGCUGGACAGGCCGUCUCCUAUGCUCUUACUGAAUCAGGUGAAGUGUAUGCAUGGGGUAUGGGAACCAGUCAACAACUGGGGUCUGGAGAAGAUGAAGACAUUACAACACCUCAGAAAAUGACAGGAAAACAACUUAACUCCAGGAAAGUGAUAGCAGUGAGUGGGGGUGGGCAGCACACUGUACUUCUGGCCAGUGAGGAAGCCUCCUGAUGACUUAGAUCACCAUAGCAACCAACAGUGCAGCAGUGAAUGUCAGAAACUUUUAGUGCAGCAGAAAAAAAGCAGGACUUUUAUCUUCUCCAUCACUCAUCACACGCAGAUCUCACCAAAUCCUGGAUAAUGUUCAUUUGUUUAUACUGAACUUGUAUUAUGAUUUAUGAAGCCUUCUGUGUUCCCUCUAGUGUAAAAUUGUCAUUCAUAAAAUUACAAAAUUGCUUGAAAUUAUUUAAAUAAAAUAGAGAAUAGAAUUAUAUGAGUUAAAUGUAAUUUAUGUGAGAUUCAACAAAUGGUCUAUAAAUGAUGAUGUUUGUUACUUUAUGUAUGCGAGAUCUUGUACAUUUUAAUGCAAUCAUGUUUUAUCCACAGGGUCCAUGUCUGUUUAAUUACAGAAUGUCUUAUACAAUACUUUAUAGUUUGUAUAAAUCAGUAACUCAAUGGUCUUGGUCUCUGUGAUUUUAAAUUGCUCAUUUUAUAUCCCUGUCAUUUUUAUGUCAAUAAAAUUUUACUGAAGUCUU
This is a messenger RNA of Saccostrea echinata, 1907 nucleotides long. Its product is annotated as regulator of chromosome condensation-like. Lineage: Eukaryota; Metazoa; Mollusca; Bivalvia; Ostreida; Ostreidae. Gene Ontology annotation, cellular component: cytoplasm. The record is from RefSeq and is a predicted model, not a curated record. Gene Ontology annotation, molecular function: guanyl-nucleotide exchange factor activity. Bases 58 to 1383 code for a protein of 441 amino acids. The transcript has 11 exons.